Molecule: messenger RNA, 1368 nt
Organism: Nannizzia gypsea CBS 118893
Lineage: Eukaryota; Fungi; Ascomycota; Eurotiomycetes; Onygenales; Arthrodermataceae
Exons: 6
Coding region: 1-1368 (455 amino acids)
Source: RefSeq, a predicted model, not a curated record
AUGAACUGCUGCGUUUUUAUCCUCCUCCUAUGGGUAGGUAUCGCCCUGGGAGAGCAGCCUGUUAGCCAAACCACCUUCGCCCCAAAGCCUAUUGAACUCGGGGAGACUUCGCCUGCUGGCCCUACAAAAUCCAGGACUGCCCAGAAGUGUCAUAGAUGGCACACCGUCCGGAAGGGAGAUACGUGUCCCAUGGUCGAAGGUACCUAUGGAAUCUCACACAAUCAGUUCCUAGAGUGGAAUCCAUCAGUUCCAAAGGACUGCUCCCAAGGUUUCUGGGUGGGAUAUUCAUACUGCGUUGGAGUGAGCGACCAUCCAGUGUUUGCCACGCCUAUCGAGACGAAUUCUAUAAAUUCGACUACGAUAACCGCGAGCAAAACUACCAUCACAUCAACGUAUUCAAUCAGAAAUCCAGUCACGUCGGAAAGGCUGACUGUCUCACCGGUGAAACGAUAUGGCCGCCGAAAAGGACCCAGCCCGGACAACCUUCAUAUUGCAACAAGUGGUACCUUGUUAGGCCAUCAGUGGAAUAAGGGGCUCGGAGAUGACUGCUCGGGCCUCUAUGUCGGCUGGUGGGUAUGUGUCGGAAUCCAACCCAGGACCUCCUUGAGUCUCUUUUAUCCAGUUGGAUCAACCAUAUCUUAUCCAGAACCUACAAGAUACACGCCAAUGACGACUUCCAUAGACACAGCAGAGUUUACGGCGUCUCCAACCCAGCCAGGCUUCGUACUGGGCUGCCAGAAGUUUUAUCAAGCAAGGCCGGGUGAUACGUGCCCCAAGGUCCUUUCUCAGUUCGGAUAUAUCACUGAACAACAGUUCCUGGGGUGGAAUCCAGCGCUGGGUAAAGAUUGCUCUGGUCUCUGGGCUGGCUACUGGUAUUGUGCUGGGGCUUUUUCUGAAGAGAACUUGCCCCAGCCUCCAACGGUAACAACAACCCCUUCGCCAAUACAAAGGAAUUCUGUGAGCAACUGCGUAGCUUGGUAUCAGAUGACAUUGAGCGAUACUUGUGAAUCUAUAACUAUCAUGUUUGGCGCCUUUUCCAGGGGAGAUUUCAUCUCCUGGAACCCAGCAGUCCAGGAGAAUUGCUCAAAUAUCAAGGUCGGGUACUGGUAUUGCGUUGCAGUGCCGGGAACACCACGAUCCCGGACCAUGUCAGCCCCAGCGAGUCCGACCGCUACUAAUCCGACACAACCAGGAUUCCCAUCGAAUUGCCGUAAGCGUUGGCUUGUUUCUGAGUCGGAAACAUGUAGCAUAAUCCUGAAGUUCACGGGGAUUACUUUAAGUGAUUUUCUCCGGUGGAAUCCAGCAGUGGGAUCCAAGAGUUGCGAUAACCUGCUUCCUGGGUAUGAGCAAUUUCGGGACCAACCUUAA